AAACCACCAGCAGCCAGAGCAGGCCCAAGGGGCUUCCCGGCUGGCAAGACAACUCCACUGGCAGCUAGCCACCUGCAUAGCCCCCAUGGUGCUCACCUUCCUCGCUUUGGGCAGAGUAACAAGGCUGGCAGAACGUGCUCCCCAGGACGCCCUUCUGGCCUCUCGUCCAUUAAAGGCACCCUUUUUCAAUAUCAGGGGUUUUUCUGUCCCCUAGGAACACCACUGGGAGAAAACCCCCCCACACAGGUCCUCAAUGUUGCAGUGAUGUCAGAUAAUAACCAUGCUCCCGGGUCACUCCCAGUGUGGCAGAUGGCUUUUACAGGAAGCCUGAGAAUGCCAUGCCGGUUCUGCCAGGAAGCCUAUCCUCUCACUGGUGCCGGAAGGGUUCCGGGGCAGCUUUCCUGUUCCCACCCAUCCCCCAAGCUCCUCUAUCAUUUGAGUUGGAGAUGGAAAGGAAACUACAGGCCAAUAUCUUGGAUGAUCAUAGAUGCUAAAAUAAUUGAACAAAAUCCUCGCCAACCGGAUACAGCAGUAUAUUAGAAAGAUUGUCUAUCAUGACCAAGUGGGGUUUAUCCCAGGGAUGCAAGGCUGGUUCAAUAUACAUAUAAAUCAAUCAAUGCGAUCCAGCACACCAAUAAAAGAAAAAAAAAUAAACAAAGAGUUGGGUGUGACCUCUGGGACUUUGUGACCCACAUUCCAGGUCCCCAGAGACAUCAAAGAGUGGAGGAUGAGGCACAUAUGUGUGACUGCCACCUUCACAGUCCUCUCAUGUGAUCAGCCUACUUGAUGGACCAUGAAAAAGGGCACACAGCCAUCAAGCCUUGGGGGGCAGGUUGUACCCCUGUGCUGCCCUGUCAAGUGAGUCAGAGGGAGCUGGGUGGGGAGGCGGCACAGUGGAUAUAAGUAGACAGCUGGGAGUCCGGGAGUCAGGGACCCUGGCCUCUCCUGGAAGAACAUGCGGCUUUUCUUGGGGUUUCUGCUGGCUGCAGCCCUGAGCCUGGAGUUGGUCAAAGCCUUGCAUUGCCAUGGGUGCAAGGGUUUUGGAGGGUGCGUACGGCACAUCAGAUGCCCAUGGAACUCCGACCACUGCGUCACCUUUGCCACCCGGUCCCCUUUCAGGGACCUGCCUCUGGUCACCAAGAUGUGCUCCGUUGGCUGCCCCGACUCAAUUGCAUUGCACCUGGGCCCCCACGUGUCCGUCUCCUGCUGCCAGGCCAGCCUCUGCAACCAGGACUGACUGACCUGCUCGUCCCACCUCAGCCAGCAAGCUCUCCACCCUCCCUCCAGACCUACUGGACCAGCCUCCUUGUUAGUCCUGUGGAUCCUCAACCAACUCCAGAGCCUUCCACAGACUGGACCCUCCUCUGUGCUGUUUCUUCUAGUCUGAAUCACUACCAAUAAAGAAUAUAAGCCAAUUCAUUUGA
Erinaceus europaeus (western European hedgehog) is the source of this 1424-nucleotide messenger RNA. It is a transcript of the gene SLURP2, whose product is annotated as secreted LY6/PLAUR domain containing 2. NCBI's taxonomy places the organism in Eukaryota, Metazoa, Chordata, Mammalia, Eulipotyphla, Erinaceidae. The record is from RefSeq and is a predicted model, not a curated record. The transcript is spliced from 3 exons. Gene Ontology annotation, molecular function: acetylcholine receptor inhibitor activity. The coding region runs from base 956 to 1237 and encodes 93 amino acids.